AUGAAUUCUGAGACCUCCCAACCGCCCAGUAUGACCUUCAGUGUCCUGGCCCCUGCUGCGCCCGUUCUGGCACCACGAGCCGGCACGUUGGCGAUUACAGGCCGCACGACUUUGUCCACGCCGCAUUAUCUGCCUGUCACGUCGCGGGGCGUGGUGCCUCAUAUAUCCCACGACAACGUGCGCAAAGAAACCGCCAUCAAUGGCCUAUACGUAGGACUCGAGGACUUCAUCGAAAAGAAACACCGCUCCCCAGUAUUUAAGAUUCCCGUUGAGGCAAAUGAGUCGCCGUUGCGGAAAUUCAUUUGCGCAUCCAGCGACUUGCCUUUGAUCCUAGGUCCGCGUCGGUUUCCCGCCAUGCCCUGCCCACCUGUCAACACCACGACGUCAAUUGCGAUCUCCACCUCAGAUGGAUUUCACCAAUUGUCCGCCCAGCAAUAUAUUGAUGUGACCUAUAAGUUGAAGCCCGAUAUUGUUAUUGGACUUGCGGAUAUGGUGUCUGGAAAGCCACCUGGCAACAAGAGGCGGGCCAAGAUGGUGGACCGGACACAUGCGUACACCAGAGAUGCACUGGAGAAGUUAUAUGGUGACGCGGUUGAGGCAGACGAAAAGUCCAAGGCAGCAUACUUUGCGCCGAUCUUGCCACUUGAUAAUACUCAGCAGUCGCUUUACUUGAAUGAUCUGAAAGACGAGUUCGUCGAUCGUCUUUCUGGGUUGGCAUUAUACGAUUCUGCUUCUCUAACCUUCAUCCCGGGGGCUUUGGGCAAUUUGCCUCGACUGCUUCUAAGUGACCCCAGGGGUCCGCAUGCGGUUCUCCGUGAGAUAUCGCUUGGUGCAGAUCUUCUCACCACCCCCUUUGUUGGUGAUUCUUCGGAUGCAGGUAUCGCGCUGGACUUCACCUUCCCGGCUCCUCCCAGAGAGGCCGACGAGAAGGAUCCUUUGCCAUUGGGUAUUGACAUGUGGUCAUCUGAGUACGCGAAGGAUGUUUCUCCUCUGCGGGAGGGCUGCCAGUGCUACGCAUGCCGACGCCACCACCGCGCAUACUUCAACCACCUCCUGGCUGCCAAGGAGAUGGCUGCAUGGGCCCUUCUCCAGAUGCACAACUUCCACACAAUGGACCUGUUCUUCCACGGUGUCCGAGAAAGUAUUCAACGUGGGUCUUUCGAGCAGGACGUUGAGGCAUUCACUCGCACCUAUGCCUCCACAUUACCCGAGUCCACGGGCCAGGGUCCUAGACUUCGCGCCUACCAGCAUCCCACCGGUGCUAACCAGCCUGCCCGUGCUCCUCGUGUAUACGGUCGCCUUGACGACGCCCUCCAAAAGUUCCAAGAUUCCCAGUCUUGUGUUGCUACUCCCGAUACUGAUGCGGAGGGCCUCGAGAAACAUGGAUUUGCUGAAAAGACUUGA
Penicillium verhagenii is the source of this 1404-nucleotide messenger RNA. RefSeq names its product tRNA-ribosyltransferase family protein. Gene Ontology annotation, molecular function: tRNA-guanosine(34) queuine transglycosylase activity. NCBI's taxonomy places the organism in Eukaryota, Fungi, Ascomycota, Eurotiomycetes, Eurotiales, Aspergillaceae. The record is from RefSeq and is a predicted model, not a curated record. The transcript has 3 exons. The coding region runs from base 1 to 1404 and encodes 467 amino acids.